This is a messenger RNA of Zasmidium cellare ATCC 36951, 891 nucleotides long. RefSeq lists its product as uncharacterized. The transcript has a single exon. The record is from RefSeq and is a predicted model, not a curated record. The coding region runs from base 1 to 891 and encodes 296 amino acids. Lineage: Eukaryota; Fungi; Ascomycota; Dothideomycetes; Mycosphaerellales; Mycosphaerellaceae.
AUGGCCCUCACACGCAGUGCCAACAAGAGACCAGCGCCGUCUGCCGAGUCUGGCGCACCAGACUCAUCUUCAUCAGGCAAGAGACGCAAGGUCAGCCAGGGAAAGAAGAAGACGACCUCAUCACCAUCGUCCUCGACAGCUGUCGCGACUUCACCAUCAUCACUGAAGAAGCGCACAGUUGUCAGAGCCCGGACCUCGACUUCUGCACGUCUGCACCUGUCACAAUCAUCUCAUGACAUGCGCACACGUUCAAAAGCCCGCAUAUUCCCAUUCUUCAGGCUUCCAGCGGAGAUUCGCAACCUCAUCUAUUCCGAGGCCUACGGCUCAGACGACCCCGUCGAUCUCGCCGACUUACGGCUACCUGCCGAGCUCAAGGUCCCCGAGAUCUUCGGCGAGGCUCUCCCGUUCUUCUUCGAGAGCACACCCGUCGUCAUCCCCGUCAUGUCGAACGUCUGUGUUCGACACCAGCAUCUCCAUCGUGCUGAACAUGAGCGGUAUGAGCGGACGGGUCAGGUGGAGCUCCCGAGGAUUCUGCAGGAGGGCUGUGUUCCCAGCAAGGACGUACGCUUCAAGUGCUUGCACUUUCGUGCGAAGUGCUGCUGCUGCGAUCGAGGUAAGGUUCUGUUGGAUGUGGACGUGCAAGUCGUCAACAGGGGAACAUCGCUCGGCGCCCUCACGGAGACGGAGGUCCUCAACCGACUGCAAGUCUAUGCGAGUGCGGUGGCCGAGUUGGAUAAGAUGGUUGAUGUGGUGAAGGGGGUUGUGGAUGAGAUCAGCGGCCGUGAGAACUUCAACGGUUUCACUGUCGACGAUGUCAAGCGCUUGGCGAUGUGCUUCCGCAACGACGAGGAUGAUGGCAAGUCGCCAGAUCACAGCGACGACAUGUUUUGA